AUGUCGCGGUUCUUACUUGUAUUAUUGACUGCUCUAUUACUUGCUGUUGCUGUCAUUUCUACCGAUGCUGCGACGCAGUCGUAUGUACUUCAACGCCGUGUGGAUGCAACUGGAAGUUGGGAGCCUGUCUCUACAUUCACAAUUUCCCGCAACGGAGACUCCACCCCCAAACUAAAACAAAAACAACCCAACAAAGAGGUGGAAUUAUCCAAAGAAAAUAAAAACGCCUUUGCAAAGGCUGCCUUUGUAUACUACCGUCUUAUUCGCGAAGAGGAUACGGAAGGUAAACAUGCCGUUUCCGUUGCCCUCACCCCCUGCUCUAUUCUCCGCGGGUUUGAGGCUGUAGACUCUCGCACGAUUGUCCUGCGGGAGUUGUUGGGCAUUGCGGUUGGCGCCGGCACUUCUGCGGUUGGGCUGCAGACCACAAGUGAGACCAACGCCUUUCACGCCAAACUGGUGGACGGGGAUGAGUGUGAUCGCAGCAUCCUCGCCCUCUUCCCGCAGGUGCGGCUGGAGACCCGCGUGGGCCUAGUGGAGCCGGUGGCCCCGCAGAGUCUGCCAGACUACACGGAACUCGAGCGAUUGAUGAAUAAAGCGGAGGGGAAAUCCCCACGCAAUCGUCAACGCAAGCGCAAAACUGAUGCGGCAUCUGCAGAGACAUCAUCAUUGUACGGUGAGCAAUCAUCACAACACCAACAACAGGGAGAAGAAGAGGAAGAAGAAGUGACAGAGGAUAACCGUUCGUUUCUCCAGAAAUACUGGCUUUAUCUAGUCUUACCAUUUGUGUUUAGCGUUAUUCAGGGUCUUAUGGCGAAGAAAUAG
Molecule: messenger RNA, 822 nt
Organism: Trypanosoma theileri
Lineage: Eukaryota; Euglenozoa; Kinetoplastea; Trypanosomatida; Trypanosomatidae
Exons: 1
Coding region: 1-822 (273 amino acids)
Source: RefSeq, a predicted model, not a curated record